CAGCAAUUCAGUGUCCAUCUAGAAGUCGUAGCAGGAGGGUGUUGGUAAUUUUGUCUCCGUUUGUUCCCCUCGGUGUGGCUCGAAGGGUAAGGGGAGAGAAUGCCGCCCUGACCACAAGGAAGAGGGAACACGGACAUAAAGGACACAACAGCCAUUUCUAUAACAGGGGCGCCAUGUCAGCGGAGAAUAUUAGCGAGGAUGCGGUGGAGUUACGGCCGGCGGUGCUCUCUCUGGGGCGCCGAGAAGUAGUGGUCCAUAGUAAUUACUCCAGGAUUAGUGAGCAUCUGAGGCAGGUAACCCCGACAGAGGUCCAGUGUUCCGUUUUCUGUGGAGGCAAGACUUGCAAAUAUGACUCCCACGACUGCUGGGGGGAGGAGGACAUGGCGAUACCUGGCCUCUAUUCCCACUGGGUGACGGAGACAAUUCUGGCGACAGCGAGACCUAAUACUGAAGUUAUAAAGAAGAUGGAUUUAGUAGGACAGUUUUUGAAACAUGAUAUUCGCACGGUCAUAAAUCUGCAGCUGGCGUGGGAACACAGCUCUUGCGGGGGCCCACUGACAGAGGCUGGCUUCUCCUAUGAUCCUUCUGUCUUCAUGGAGAACGGCAUCUUCUACUACAAUUUUGCCCUUCGUGACUAUGGCGCGCCCUCACAAAGCUGCAUUCUGGAUAUGGUCAAAGUGAUGGCCUUCGCUGCAACGGAGGGGAAGGUCGCUGUUCACUGUCACGCCGGGCUCGGUCGAACAGGUGUGCUAAUCGCCUGUUACCUGGUGUACGCCCUUCGUGUCCGCGCUAACGACGCCAUUCGCUAUGUACGACUCAAACGACCUGGCGCUGUCCAAACCACCAGCCAGAUAAUGGUCGUCCAGGAAUUUGAGCAGUUCAUCCUACCACAGCUCUACGUUUUCUCUAAUAGGGAGUUUAUAAAAGACAAGAGGAACCCAGAAUUUACCCUACAGCAGUACCUCCACCGCCAGCGAAACAUUCUGCAUGGGUACGAGGCCAGGACACUCAGCACCAUUUUGUUGCAGCCCUCUUUAGUAUACGUGGUUUGUGAGCGCCUCUUGAAGCUGUGUGGGUGUGAAGGAAACACGGCUCCACAGCAUCUCCUGACGCCUUUAGAGAUAUCCUACACCUUGGGAACGCCUUCCUUCACAUCCUUCUUCCUGUCAGCGCAGUAUGACCACGAGACAAGAGUGUCCUAUUCUGCGCCACAAUCUCUCGGCUCUCCAUCCCUCUCUGCCUCCAUUACGAGUCAUAGAGGAGGAUUAAGAGCAGCAUCCGAGGAGGGGGAGGAGGAGGGGGAGGGGGGUCACUGCUCCCUCUCCGUCCCCUCCUCCUCCUCCCACUGCCCCCCAACGCCAGACGUCCCCUCCUGUGCCCCUGAUCACCCCGAGAGGAACAUUGACACUCUUCUGGACGAUGGCAUCACUGAUCAAUCUUUAAGUGACAAUCUGUGCUAUCAGGAACUGGCUUCACAGGGAGACCUAAGGAGACAGGCUCAAGAUUGCCACGAGGUGGUGGUGAAAGACAUCUAUGACGCCUUGGUGUUGGAUCACUCUCUGCUAGACGCUGAGUUUAAGAGGAAUCUGAAGGCCUACCGGGUCGAUCUGAACGUGAAGCAGUCAGCGUGGGAGAAGCUUAAUGCGGAGACCAGCCUUCCACUGCUGACUGGUCUGCUGUACACGUGGCUGGAACACUUAAAGGCGCCAGUAUUGGGUGUAGACGCCCUUUCCUAUAUAGUGUUAGCUGCCAGUAGACCAGAAGUGUGUCUUAGAAAGCUGGACAAGGAGACACGGUACACGGUGGAGUAUUUGGUGCGGUUCGUGUCACGCCUUCAGCCCUUCAGUAGGCAACAGCAGGAGGCGGUAAUAAGAAGGAUCAUUGCUUCAGUCACCCAGCAGGCUGUUCCAGUCAGAGGGGUGUUGCUGCCUUCAGGGCGCGGCUUCAACAAAUUACGAGAAGGAACUCUACGGAAGCUGCUUGAGUUUGUAAUGGGACUGUUUGACCUCGUUUAUCUGGAAUCGAGGUCAUCUAGCGCCGUUUCUAUCUCUUCUAACACCACGACCUACACGCACAGGGUCACGCCGCCAGGUCAGGUCGUCACGCCACCCCCGGACGACCUCGGAACUCCUGUAGACGCGUCCUAAAUCUGUAUUUCGUUUGUUAUAUAUGAUGUUUUCUUGUAUCUCUCCACAGCUGUUAUUUGAGGUCAACUGAAGUCAGACCAGCUGUGUUUGGGUGUCUUGGUGGUGUUUGGGUGGUGUUUGCAAGGUUCCAGUGGUGUUGAGUGGUGUUGUGAGGUGUUUUGAAGCAUCCAGU
Portunus trituberculatus (swimming crab) is the source of this 2319-nucleotide messenger RNA. RefSeq names its product protein tyrosine phosphatase domain-containing protein 1-like. The coding region runs from base 174 to 2147 and encodes 657 amino acids. Gene Ontology annotation, biological process: protein dephosphorylation; cilium assembly. NCBI's taxonomy places the organism in Eukaryota, Metazoa, Arthropoda, Malacostraca, Decapoda, Portunidae. The record is from RefSeq and is a predicted model, not a curated record. The transcript has 15 exons. Gene Ontology annotation, molecular function: protein tyrosine/serine/threonine phosphatase activity; protein tyrosine phosphatase activity.